Loxodonta africana (African savanna elephant) is the source of this 1277-nucleotide messenger RNA. RefSeq names its product BCL2 family apoptosis regulator BOK (gene BOK). NCBI's taxonomy places the organism in Eukaryota, Metazoa, Chordata, Mammalia, Proboscidea, Elephantidae. Gene Ontology annotation, biological process: regulation of apoptotic process; extrinsic apoptotic signaling pathway in absence of ligand; intrinsic apoptotic signaling pathway in response to DNA damage. Gene Ontology annotation, molecular function: protein heterodimerization activity; protein homodimerization activity. The transcript is spliced from 5 exons. Bases 272 to 910 code for a protein of 212 amino acids. Gene Ontology annotation, cellular component: mitochondrial outer membrane. The record is from RefSeq and is a predicted model, not a curated record.
GCCCCCGCGGACCCGCGCUCUUGCGCGGCGCGGGCGUGGACGGGGCGGGCACUCGGGCGGGGCGCGCGUCCUCGCGGGUUUGAAUGGAAGGAUCGAGAUCGGUGGAGUCGGCGGCGAGCAGGUCGUGAAGCCAGAACUCCGCCCCGGCCCCCGCGCCAUGCGGCGGGAGAGGUGAGCAGGGGCGCCCGCGCCAUGGGAACGGCGAGGCCGGGGACAAACACCGAGGACGACGAGGCCUGGAGGUGUGGCGCCCCCGGCUCGCGUCCCCGCCAUGGAGGUCCUGCGGCGCUCCUCGGUCUUCGCCGCCGAGAUCAUGGACGCCUUUGACCGCUCUCCCACCGACAAGGAGCUGGUGGCCCAGGCCAAGGCGCUCGGGCGGGAGUUCGUACACUCGCGGCUGCUGCGCGCCGGCCUGGCCUGGAGCGCGCCGGAGCGCGCCGCGCCCCCGGGCGGCCGCCUGGCCGAGGUGUGCGCCGUACUGCUGCGCCUGGGGGAUGAGCUGGAGCUGAUCCGGCCCAGCGUCUACCGCAACGUGGCACGGCAGCUGAACCUCUCCCUGCAGUCCGAGACCGUGGUGACCGACGCCUUUCUGGCUGUGGCCACACAGAUCUUCUCUGCAGGUAUCACGUGGGGCAAGGUGGUGUCACUGUAUGCGGUGGCUGCGGGGCUGGCUGUGGACUGCGUGCGGCAGGCCCAGCCUGCCAUUGUCCACGCCCUCGUGGACUGCCUGGGGGAAUUCGUGCGCAAGACCCUGGCCCCAUGGCUGCGGAGGCGCGGCGGAUGGACUGAUGUCCUCAAGUGCGUGGUCAGCACGGACCCUGGCCUCCGCUCCCACUGGCUGGUGGCUGCGUUCUGCAGCUUUGGCCGCUUCCUGAAGGCUGCCUUCUUCAUGCUGUUGCCGGAGAGAUGAGCUGCUUGCCUGGGCAGUGGCUGCAGCCUGGCCCUCGGGGCUGGCCCAGGAGGCACGGCCCAGAGAGCAUCUCCCUCCUUCCCACCCACUGCUGGGGGGCCUGCCCUGAGCCCCAUCCCUCGCAGACCCAGGCCUGUGGGUAGGGGAGAGGGGAGGGGAUUCUGGGCUGGAGGCGGGUGCUUGGCCUACCUUGUUGUAUGGCCUCUCCUGGCAUCCGCUGUUCCCCUUUGCUGUGGAGCUAGACACUCGGGGCCCACUUCCAGCCCCAGAAGGGAAGGUCAUGGGAGGACAGUCCUCUAACUCAGCCGCCCCUCGCCCCCGCCUCCCCCUACCCACCGUGUUCGGGUCCGCCCCAGGACUCCAGCUG